Molecule: messenger RNA, 2346 nt
Organism: Trypanosoma rangeli
Lineage: Eukaryota; Euglenozoa; Kinetoplastea; Trypanosomatida; Trypanosomatidae
Product: MORN repeat-containing protein
Exons: 1
Coding region: 1-2346 (781 amino acids)
Source: RefSeq, a predicted model, not a curated record
AUGGGGGAUGCGCCAGCGGCGAUGUCGACAACCGUGCCGGAGGUGAUUCUUGUGGGGCACACGACGUAUUAUCGACACUUUACGCGGGGCUCGCGUGAUUUGUACGCCCCUGAGGCGAUGCUGCCGGACCCGCCACCGCAGCACGUGUGGAGCUACUGUGUGUCGCGGGAUCACAACGACACGGUGUUUUUCCACAACCACGCGAGCGGGAGGUCGCUGUGGGUGCUACCGCGCCUUGCAGGGGACGGCGCGGAGGCAGCUGAUGGCGCGGAGGAAGUUAUGCAGGCUAUCGGCUCCGUCGAAUCAGCUGCAACAAUGCGGAAGCACGUGGCAUUUGGAUCCAGAGAUGAGGCGAGCCAGGGGGACGCUGCGGGUCGUCGCGCCGUCAUGCGACAGAGUAUUGAGAAGGCGGUGAGGGAGGCUCAGGCGCAACGGACGGCAGAGACGGUGCCAACAACGGCGCCCGCUGGCCCUGUUUCUGAUGAAAUCAAUAACGAGAAUAACAACACGGUACACGUGCGUGAGAGACUGGCAGUGUGGCGCGCCAAACGGGCGCAGCAACAACAACAACAGCAACAGGGCGGCGAUGCGCCGGUUGUCUCAGCCCAGAGAGAUGACGUAGAAAAACGCGUGCAUCACGAGUCUCCUUCUUUGUCUGGCCUCCCCCCAGCAGCAGCAACCGCGCAGCGAGCGUCUUUGUUGGGUGGUAAAAUAUCUUCACAGAGUUCAUACCAUGCGACGGCGCCGAGAGAGAUGGAGAUGUCUAGAGGUGUACAGCCCAUAGAAGACUUUCAAAACGUAGAAAAGGCUCCCUCCCGUCAACGGACGUAUUCAUUGCUUGAACGCGAUAUUUAUGAUGAAAAGCGGCGCCUCUUUCUUGAGGCUCAUGAGAAGCUACAGCAGGAGAGGGAGAUGACACUGCAACAGGAGCGUUUUGCACUUGAACGUGUCGCUCGUCUGCAGGAGGCGCAGCAGCGUGAGGAGGAGGAACGCACGCGACUGGCGACGGAGCGGAGGCAGCUUGAGCAACAGCGUCUGGAGCUGCAGAAGCGGGCUCUCGAGCGGCAACGUGAACUGCUUGUGAAGGUCGAGGAGGAGGCAAUGCAGCAGGAGCUGGCGGGAGAGUUAGAUAACUUUUUUGAAACCAAGUCGCGGCUGGUGCAACAGGCUCAGGCUGAGCGUCGGCGUUUGGCGUCGUUCGAGGAGGCCAUCGCGGAGUCUUUGCUGGGGACCGUGACCCAAAGCCCCACGGCGCCACCAAAGGAGGAGCGACGCAUCGACCUUCGCCUGCUCGAUGAGAGCGACACAGACAAGGAUGACUCCUCCAACAGCAGCAACAAUAACAAGAGCAACCAUCGCGGCGUCUUGAGGAGAGGCGAAGUUCCCAACAGGCGGAUGUGUCAGAAGGCUGCUGGCGCUUCUCCUUCGCAGCGAAGGCGGCAGGAAAAAGACCAACAACAACGGCGCUGUGAACGCAUUACGUACGGUCCCUCUCUCGUUUAUGUGGGGGAUGUGACAGGCGGGGGACGCAAGCCGCCGUCGUUUUUGCAGCGUCAGGGGCGAGGCACGUUUUUUUACGACAAUACGCAGAAGUACUUUUUCGAGGGAGAGUGGUGCAACGACAAGAGGCAUGGCGUCGGCGCCCUUUCGCUCCCGCACGCUGCGCUGGAGGGGACAUGGCUGCGUGAUCAGCUUGAGGGUCGUGCGACGUUUCACACCAAACGGUUGAAGGGGACAGGGGAGUUCAAGGAGGGUGUGCUUGACGGAAACGUUGUUGCUGAAAUUGACUGCAACACCGUUUUUGCGGGACGUGUGAAGAAAAAUGCGGCCAUCGUGGACUCUGGCGCUAUCACGCUCGCCUCAGGCGACCAUGUGGAGUGGAUACGCGAUGACAAAAAGAGCCACCGAGGUCCAAGACAGCAGGUUGCAACACGGUCGUGUAAAUUUCCCAAUGGCUCCGGAAGCUGCCGCAUUCGCUUUGCAAACGGCGACGUGUACGUUGGUCAGGUGGAGAACUAUCAACCACAUGGAACUGGAACCUACCGCUUUGCCGCCGAGGGUCAGGAGUAUGUGGGAGAAUUUCAGCAUGGCCGGCUUCAGGGUCGUGGCACAUAUAAUUUUGCCAAUGGCAGUGUGUACAUUGGGCAGUUUUACAAGGGGGUCUUUCACGGGGAGGGGCAAUACGUGCAGCGGGACGACUACACGUAUGAAGGCUCCUGGGAGUACGGCACGGCGCACGGCAAAGGAAAGCUGAUAUUUGCAAACGGUGAUGUGUGGGAGGGGGAAUUUGAUCAUGAUCGUCGCGUGACUGGACGCUACACCGCUUCCCAUUUGUUUCAACUAUAG